GGUGCCAUUCUGUCGCUGAAGCAGUCGCCCUUGAGCCACACGAGCCAUCCUUCUCUCUCCUCCACCUUCCUCCCUCUUCCUCACUGUCCCGCGCGCCGUUGAACCAUUAUGUUGAUCAAAGUGAAGACUCUUACUGGGAAGGAGAUCGAGCUCGAUAUCGACCCUGAUGACAAGAUCACGCGCAUUAAGGAGAAGGUCGAGGAGCAGUCUGGUGUACCCCCUCCGCAGCAACGGCUGAUCUAUGGUGGAAGACAGAUGCCUGAUGACAAGACGGCGAAGGACUUUAACAUCACGGCAGGCACUGUCCUGCACCUCGUGCUUGCCCUUCGUGGUGGCUGCUAGAGCGCACUCAGAGUCAGACCGCACCCGAUGUUCCGAUAUCCGUCAUGAGGGGGAGAGAAGAUUCACAGUAAAUCAAUGUAGCUAUCACCUAUCGUGCGUUAGAAAUGUGCUUUAAUCGCGUUCUCGCUGCUAUCGAGAAUUUUGCUGCCCCCGGAACAAUUCACGCACAUCA
Molecule: messenger RNA, 514 nt
Organism: Fomitopsis serialis
Lineage: Eukaryota; Fungi; Basidiomycota; Agaricomycetes; Polyporales; Fomitopsidaceae
Product: ubiquitin
Exons: 5
Coding region: 109-342 (77 amino acids)
Biological process (GO): protein neddylation; regulation of proteolysis; modification-dependent protein catabolic process
Cellular component (GO): cytoplasm; nucleus
Molecular function (GO): protein tag activity; ubiquitin protein ligase binding
Source: RefSeq, a predicted model, not a curated record